Messenger RNA from Liolophura sinensis, 1378 nucleotides. RefSeq lists its product as uncharacterized. Gene Ontology annotation, molecular function: aminopeptidase activity. Gene Ontology annotation, biological process: proteolysis. The record is from RefSeq and is a predicted model, not a curated record. The transcript is spliced from 7 exons. Bases 13 to 963 code for a protein of 316 amino acids. NCBI's taxonomy places the organism in Eukaryota, Metazoa, Mollusca, Polyplacophora, Chitonida, Chitonidae. Gene Ontology annotation, cellular component: cytoplasm.
GACGCGAUAGCCAUGGAGUUCUAUCCGGAAACCGAAGCCUUUGAUACCGGUCGUUUGCGCGUGUCAGACAUCCAUGAGCUGUAUUACGAACAGUCAGGUGCCAGAGAUGGGAACCCAGUAGUUGUGUUACAUGGAGGACCGGGAUCGGGUUUAAACACUAAAGAUCGACGUUUCUUUGACCCCAAAGUGUACAGAGUUAUUCUAUUUGACCAGAGGGGCAGUGGAAAGUCUACUCCUGCAGCUGACCUAAGGGAAAACACAACAUGGCACCUGGUGGCGGAUGUGGAGCGCCUGAGGACUCACCUGGGCAUAGAGAAGUGGGUGGUAUUUGGGGGCAGUUGGGGCUCAGCCCUGGGGCUUGCUUACUCUGAGAGCCACCCAGACAGGGUGAAAGGCAUCAUCAUCAGGGGUAUAUACACCAUCAGCAGGUGGGAGAACAUGUGGGUAAAUCAAGCUGGAGCCAACGCUGUCUUUCCUGAUUACUGGGAGGAUUAUGUCAGUGUGAUUCCUGAAGGUGAGCGUGGUGAUUUGUUGAGUGCAUAUCAUCGACGAAUGACAGGCGAUGAUGCUGAGGAAAAGCUGCUGUGUAUUCGAGCCUGGAACAGGUGGGAAGAUAUUUUGUCACAGCUGGUGGCCGACGAAGAAGAGAUAGAGGCCCGACGACAGCAGAGUGAUUUGGCUGAUCUCCAGCAUGCCGUUACUGAAUGCCACUAUUUUAUACAUGGAGGAUGGCUGAGGUCGGACACACAGCUUUUGGAUGAUGUGGUCAAGAUUCGUCAUCUGCCGGGAAUCAUUAUUCAGGGACGUUAUGACAUGGUCUGUCCCAUGAGGACAGCCUGGGCUCUGCAUAAGCGUUGGCCUGAGGCAGACUUCCAUAUCGUCCCAGAUGGCGGACACACCUCACGGGAACCAGGUGUGGGGCAGAAACUUUUGGAGGCUGCCGAAAAGUUCAAAACACUCUGAUCAUAGCACAGUUAAGCCAUUACUGUUCUUCCUUAUUAAAACUUUAGAAUGUUUCUGUACGUGUAAAAAUACACAUAAAGGCCUUAAAUUAUACUUUGGGUGACUACAUACAGUUUUCUGAUAAGAAAUCAAUAAAACUUUACAAAAGCUCUUAAGUGACCCAAUACAGUGGAUGAAUUAAUCAGAAUCCAGCAAAAUGAAAACUUUACAGCGACAUGUACUGUAUAUAAAUAAGUUAUUUAUUCAUCUCCUAAUUAUGCUGUAUGGUUUACUGAUUCAUCUCCUAAUUAUGCUGUGUGGUUUACUGAUUCAUCUUCUAAUUAUGCUGUGUGGUUUACUGAUUCAUCUCCUAAUUAUACUGUCAUUUACUGAUUAAUUUUCGAGCUAUACUGUCAUUUACGGAAUCACCUCCUAC